AUGACUGCUCCGGUCAAAAAACUUUCAGUGAAGGAAAAAGAAUUAGCAGAACGGAAAACGCCAUGGAAAUCCGUGUACGUCAUAUCAUUUCUUCUCCUUUUGACUGGACUUCAGAUGAGUAUUUACUUCACUUCCACGUGGCAAUAUCUAUCAGAAAACGAUGAAUCAGUGACAGUUGAUUUUUUCGGAGUUCUUCUUGCGCUUCAAGCUCUUGCUUCAGCAUUCGCGAAUCCGCUUUUUGGAUAUUGGAAUCAGGUUUCAGCAUCAACACGAAAUCCAGUGUUCUGUGCGUGUGGAAUCGCUGGAUUCGGAAAUUUGCUGUAUGGAUUUGCAUAUUUGGCACCUCCAUAUGUGAAAUGGGUCAUGCUGUUUUCGAGAAUCUUAACUGGAUUCAGUCCAGGAGCACUCGGAGUUCUCAGAAGUUUCAUUGGAACAGCUAGUACUCAAGAAGAUCGAAUGAAAGCGGUUUCUAUUACUAACGCAGGAUUCACCGCUGGCUUCUUCUUGGGUCCAACUAUUCAGAUUUGUUUCAUUCCUCUCGGAAAAGAUGGUUUCUACAUUGGUCCAUUUCUCAUAAAUAUGUAUACAUCAGCUGCACUUUUCAUGACAAUUGUCAGUGUGUUUUCCAUUCUUUUGACCUAUUUCUUCCUGGAAGAAAACUAUGUUGGAAUUAUAAGUGAAGAAGAAAAGAAUCAAGAUCCGUAUUUUGUUCUUCCGAAGUUCGAUCGUCUUCCUGUUCUUCUUCUAUUCUAUAUGUGGUGGCUGAUGUGUGGUGUAGUUUGUGUCGAGAGUAUGGCUGCUCCAGUCACAAUUGCAAUGUACAACUGGAGUCGAGAAGACGCAGUGCUCUAUAAUGGAAUCAUUCAAACUGUUUCCUGUGUUUUCACGUUUAUUGUCAAUUUCAGUCUUGCUUCCACUAAACUCAAAACGAUUGACAACCGUCUUCUUCUUCUAUGCGGACUUGUAUUCUUUGAAAUCUUCUUCAUUCUCCACAUGCCACUUCCCUUCUAUCCUGGACCAUUGGACCGUCCGGGAACUCUGAAUUCAACUAUUUCUGAAGUCGGACGAUGUGAAUUCGAUUGGUGUGAUAGUACUCCAAGAGUUCCACUUCCAUUGUAUUUAGUCAUUUGUUCUGCAAUAAUUGGAUUAGGAUUUCCACUCAUUUCUUCAACUUCAAGUUCACUGCUGAGCCAAAUUAUUGGUCCAAGAAAACAGGGAACUGUUCAAGGCUUUUUCGCAUUCACUGGAGCUUUUUCGCAAUUUGUUGUCUCACUGUUUUCAACUCGUCUAUUUGAACUGAGUGGAUACAAAUGGAUAAUGAUAUAUCAUUGGAGUAUUGUCACCGUUGCAAUUAUCUCAACACUUUUCCUCUGGCGUCGUCUAAUUCCGUUGAAAAUGACACCAAGUAAUGGAGAAGCAACUCGUUAUAAAUUGGGUACAUUCUACAGAAUGUAG
Messenger RNA from Caenorhabditis remanei, 1455 nucleotides. RefSeq lists its product as uncharacterized. Gene Ontology annotation, cellular component: lysosomal membrane. NCBI's taxonomy places the organism in Eukaryota, Metazoa, Nematoda, Chromadorea, Rhabditida, Rhabditidae. The coding region runs from base 1 to 1455 and encodes 484 amino acids. Gene Ontology annotation, biological process: transmembrane transport. The transcript has 7 exons. The record is from RefSeq and is a predicted model, not a curated record. Gene Ontology annotation, molecular function: transmembrane transporter activity.